UAAAUCAACAAGUCUCUCAAAUUGCAGAUCUUCAAGAGAAUCUUAAAUCCCAACAAGCAAAAAGCACCAAGGCAAAAGAUGAAUUAAAAACCGCCUUAACCACCAUGGAGCAGCUCAAAGAGUGGUUCAAAUCUGAAAGGGCCAACUGGGACACUGAAAAGGCUGGAUUGCUAAAGCGGGCGAAAGAUGCUGAAUCAGCUCUUAAACCGGUGGCGGAAGAACUUAGUGGAUUGAAGCGCCAAAUUAAUGCCAUGACUUCUGCAAUAUUUGGUAUCCGCAUUGCUCAUAUGGGCUCUGAUAUGUGGAAGAAACUAAAGGCCGCCUAUACACUGAUUGAACAGUUGUAUACCGGUGCCCAGCGGGUUAUCUGCGCAUCUUCCUACGACAAUGCGGCCCCAACACUGAUCAAGGACACGCUGGCUAGGUUAUCUAUGACACCAGCACAGAUAGAAGAGUUGAAGCGAUCCGCUGCCAGGGCUGGCACUUUGUUAGCACUUACUCGAGCCAAGGCAGGGAUAGCUGAUCUUGAUUCGGUUGAUAUAGCCAAGGGCUUCCCCAGUGAACAAGAAAACGGAGAAGUGUUUGAUAACGAAGCUCUUAGACGUGUGACAAGGGAGAUGCGUCCUCUGGCGAGUCAGUUGGCAGAAGAAGCUAACUUGAUGGUUCACCGAUCCUUCUAUGAUGCUAACAACAAACGGGUUGAGGCUGUCAUUCCAGAAGUGCAAAAUCUUAUUCCGCCAAUCCGUAAGCACACUUACACCCCUAACGUUGAUCCGGUUGAGCUUAUAAGUGAAGAGGUUGUCUUUCAGGCCUUAACCCGGAUUGACUGGACCACCACUGACUUCCAGCCAUUGGAUGGGGAGGAGGAGGCUGAACCGACGCCAGAUGACCCAUCUACUUCACAUCAACAUGGCGAUGAAGCUUGAUUCGGCAAUCCGGUUGAUAUGUCAGAAACUGUCCGGUUUAAAACAAUUCCAUAUUUUGGGCCGCUAAGUGCCUUGUAAUAGGGUAGCAAAAAUACUUUGAUCUGCUGCCAUCGUGUAGUAGGAGAUACUUUAUGUGA
Messenger RNA from Triticum aestivum (bread wheat), 1063 nucleotides. RefSeq lists its product as uncharacterized. The record is from RefSeq and is a predicted model, not a curated record. NCBI's taxonomy places the organism in Eukaryota, Viridiplantae, Streptophyta, Magnoliopsida, Poales, Poaceae. The transcript has 2 exons. The coding region runs from base 105 to 926 and encodes 273 amino acids.